Molecule: messenger RNA, 780 nt
Organism: Dichomitus squalens LYAD-421 SS1
Lineage: Eukaryota; Fungi; Basidiomycota; Agaricomycetes; Polyporales; Polyporaceae
Product: GINS complex, Psf3 component
Exons: 7
Coding region: 1-582 (193 amino acids)
Biological process (GO): mitotic DNA replication initiation
Cellular component (GO): GINS complex
Source: RefSeq, a predicted model, not a curated record
AUGGAGGAUGACUACUACUCAAUUGAUUCCAUUCUCGCCGAGAACCAGAAGAUCCAGUGCACGUUCAAGGUCGACGUGCCCGACAUGGGCCAUCUCGACGGCGGCAAGGCUGGAGAUAUCAAAGCCCUGAGCAAGGUCCAGAUCCCUCUCUGGAUGGCGUACAUCCUCAUCUACUCGGACUACGCGGACUUCACAAUCCCACCGCCUUUCGCUGCGCGGGUGCGCAACGCGCUGAAUGCGGAGCCGCGAAGCGUGCGUCUCUCCAACCUCGUUGGACAGGGAGGCUUGUGGUAUGGCUUCGGGAGGAUGAUGAUGCACUUACUGAACGACGAGCCCGCGGAAGAGCUCUCGCGGGUCCUAACUGAGACAUUCCGUGCCCGACUACCCGAAGUGAUCGACCAGGCGCAGCACUUCGCGUCCCUGCAAGCCUCGGCAGGGAGCGGCUCUCGAGGGGGAGACGCGACCGUCGCGCAGUUCCGGGAGGGCAUGGACGGUACCGAACGAGAGUUAUUCCAGCUUGCACAGGAGAGCGCGAAGAAGACGAAGGUGUGGUAUGAGACGAGCGAGCGGGGGCGCCGGUAGGAUGAUGCCGCAGGAUAUGUACGAUCGUGUAGGAUACGAGCAGAGUUCGUGACGGAGCCAGCGAAGGCGCGCAUUGAGGGCCGUUCAAUCCUCCUUGGGCUUCAAGACAGUCUUCUGCGGCUGGCCAUCUGGGCUUUCGUGAGCAGCCUCUUGUAAGCGUACUUCCCGCAGCACAGACACAAACCACUUGAUGCUGGC